Episyrphus balteatus (marmalade hoverfly) is the source of this 4580-nucleotide messenger RNA. RefSeq names its product DNA-directed RNA polymerase III subunit RPC1 (gene Polr3A). Gene Ontology annotation, biological process: DNA-templated transcription. The record is from RefSeq and is a predicted model, not a curated record. The coding region runs from base 354 to 4490 and encodes 1378 amino acids. Gene Ontology annotation, molecular function: DNA binding; DNA-directed RNA polymerase activity. The transcript is spliced from 13 exons. NCBI's taxonomy places the organism in Eukaryota, Metazoa, Arthropoda, Insecta, Diptera, Syrphidae.
UAAUAAAUAAAAUAAUAACACAAUCCUUUAAAUUCACUUUCAUUGAUUUUUUACAAUGCUUCAUUGAUUCUUUUUAUAAAUAUAUAUAAUUUUCUUCACAAGAAAUAUAAAACAACCACCCAAGAACUUGACAAGUAGUCCAUGAAAUCAAAUGUAGUAGUAUUGGUAGUCACUCUGUCACUCCUUCAAAAUUUUGGGAGUGAAGAAUUCAAUCCAAAAAUUCACUUCUUUUUCAAUUUUGGAUAUUGAAAUCACUCCUUUUCGGAGUGUUUAUAUAGCUAGGAGUGACACUUUUUGAGUUUUGGAAAACGCCAUUUGUUUGUAGAAAAAAAAAUUCAAAAGAAUAGUUAAACAUGCCGAAAGAACAAUUUCGUGAAGCUGAUGUUAUCAAAAAAAUUUCCCAUGUGCAGUUUUGUAUCAACAGCCCUGAGGAGAUUCAGCAGGAAGCACACCUUAGAAUCGUUUCCAAAAACCUCUAUCAGGGACAACGCGAACCGGUUCCAUAUGGAGUUUUGGACAAAAAAAUGGGCAUAAGUUCAAAAGAUACUCUUUGUGAAACUUGUGGCCAAGGUUUAAAUGAAUGCAUUGGUCAUUUCGGAUACUUAGAUUUGGCCCUGCCGGUGUUUCACAUCGGUCACUUUCGGUCGACAAUUUGCAUUUUACAAACUAUCUGCAAAGUAUGUUCGCAUGUUAUGCUCAAAGAGCCUGAAAAGCGGUUGUAUGAAAAAAAACUGCUCAACCAAAACUUUUCAUAUCUGGCCAAAAAAUCAUUGCAUUCCCAAAUUCUUACUAAAGCUAAAAAACAAACCAAAUGUCCAAAUUGCGAUACAAUUAAUGGUGGUGUUAAAAAAGGUGUGGGAUUAAUGAAAAUCUUACAUGAUCCAUUUAAAGGAAAGAAAAGCGACCCUAUGAUAACAAAUGCUUUAGACGAACUUUUGGCUGCAACAGAGAAUAAUCGAGAAUUGAAUCAAAUGAUGAGUACAUAUAAUCACGUUGAGGAACUGAAUCCACUAACAGUAUUGGAGUUAUUCAAGAACAUACCCAAAUCAGACAUACCUCUUUUGGGAAUGACUGCAGAAAAUGCAAAUCCAGCCAAUUUGAUUGUUACUAGAGUUUUUGUGCCACCGGUUUGCAUUCGACCUUCUGUUUUGUCAGAAGUUAAAGCUGGAACGACUGAAGAUGAUCUUACAAUGAAGCAGAGUGAAAUUCUACUCAUAAAUGACGUAAUACAUAAACACAUGACCAGUGGUGGGAAGAUAGAAUUAAUUCAGGAAGAUUGGGACUUUCUGCAGCUUCAUGUGGCCCUUUACUUCCAUAGUGAAAUUUCUGGAAUACCAAUUAAUAUGGUGCCAAAAAAGCCCACUCGUGGUAUUGUGCAACGCCUUAAAGGCAAACAAGGACGUUUUCGAGGCAACUUGUCGGGGAAACGUGUUGACUUUUCUGGUCGAACUGUUAUUUCACCGGACCCAAAUCUAAUGAUUCACCAAGUUGGUGUACCUGAAAGAGUUGCAAAAAUUCUUACAUACCCGGAACGCGUCAACCCGGCAAAUAUUCAAAAGAUGAAACAACUGGUAAAAAAUGGAACAAACAAACACCCAGGCGCAAAUUAUGUUCAACAACGUGGGAGUUCUUUCAAAAAAUAUCUCGCCUACGGCAACCGCGACAAAGUUGCUCAGGACCUCAAAUCUGGUGAUAUCGUUGAGCGACAUUUAUGCGAUGGCGAUAUAGUGUUAUUCAAUCGUCAACCUAGUUUGCACAAGAUGAGUAUUAUGAGUCAUCAAGCAAAGGUUCAACCUCAACGUACAUUUCGGUUUAAUGAAUGCGCAUGUACACCUUACAAUGCAGAUUUUGAUGGAGAUGAAAUGAACUUGCACUUGCCCCAAACCGAAGAAGCUAGAGCUGAAGCUCUUAUUUUAAUGGGGAAUAAAUCAAAUUUGAUUACACCAAAAAAUGGAGAGAUUCUUAUUGCGGCAACACAGGACUUCAUUACUGGAGGCUAUCUCUUAACCCAAAAAGAUGAGUUCCUAACUAAAGAACAAGCCAUGCAGCUAGCCGCAUGUAUGUUAGCAGGUUCGGAUUCUAGUAUGCGAAUCGAAAUGCCGCUUCCAGCUAUUUUGAAACCAAGAAAAUUAUGGACGGGAAAACAAAUAUUCAGUCUUUUAAUGCGACCGAAUAAUGAUUGUCCAGUUAAAGUUAAUUUGAUUACAAAAGGGAGAAAUUAUACAACAAACUAUGAUUUGUGCGUAAGAGACUCAUGGGUCAUAAUCCGAAAUUCGGAAUUGCUUUGCGGGUCAAUGGACAAAGGAACUAUGGGCUCAGGAACAAAAAACUGCGUUUUCUAUGUAAUUUUAAGAGAUUUUGGAGAAGUGUUUUCCACAAAAUGCAUGUGGCGACUUGCAAGGAUGGCAUCCUUCUUCAUGCAAAACCGUGGGUUCUCGUUUGGAAUCAGUGAUGUUACUCCCAGCUCUAAACUGCUUGAAGAAAAGCAAAAACUACUCGAUAAAGGAUACCGUAAAUGUGACGAAUAUAUUAUUCAAAUGAAAAAAGGCACCCUUCAAUGUCAGCCUGGCUGUACUCCAGAACAAACUCUGGAGGCUGUUAUGCUACGAGAACUGUCCAGUAUCCGUGAGCAGGCAGCAAAAGCCUGCUUCCGUGAACUGCAUCCCACAAAUAGUGCACUUAUAAUGGCAUUAUCUGGCUCCAAAGGUUCUAAUAUUAACAUCUCUCAGAUGAUUGCAUGUGUUGGCCAGCAAGCCAUCAACGGAAAACGUGUUCCGAAUGGAUUUGAAGACAGAGCUCUUCCACAUUUUGAAAAACUUUCAAAAAUACCAGCAGCCCGAGGUUUUGUUCAAAACAGUUUUUUUUCUGGUCUAACACCAACUGAGUUUUUCUUCCACACAAUGGGUGGACGUGAGGGUUUGGUAGAUACCGCUGUAAAAACUGCUGAAACUGGAUAUUUGCAACGGAGGUUGGUUAAGUGUCUCGAAGAUUUAGUCGUGCAUUAUGAUGGUUCAGUUCGAAAUGCCAUAGGUGAAAUCGUUGAACUUAUUUACGGCGGAGAUGGUUUGGAUCCUGUAUUUAUGGAAGUUAAAAAUAAACCUGUGGAUUUCUGUAGGCAGUUAAAUCAUUUACGUGCCGUUUAUCCAUUCAGAGAAGAAAAGGCCCUUAAAUCAAAUGAUAUAGCGCCAUUUGCAAGAAAAGUCUUAAAAGAAAUUGAAUUUUCCAAUUCACGUAAAGACUUUCAAAAGGAAGCUUUAGCUUUCAUUGAUAAAAUAAGUAAGCGUGUCGGUGAAAUCCAAGAGCGAUACAAGAACAACCGAAACUUGGGCAAUGAAAUUGAACGGCUCAGUGAAGGACAAAUUCGGACGUUUUUGGAAAGGGUUAAUGAUAAGUACAAUCGUGCGGUUACUGAACCAGGAACAGCUGUAGGUGCUGUUGCAGCGCAAAGUAUUGGAGAACCAGGAACACAAAUGACGUUAAAAACUUUCCAUUUCGCUGGUGUGGCUUCGAUGAAUAUCACACAGGGAGUACCGCGUAUUGUAGAAAUCAUAAAUGCAACCAAAACUAUUUCAACACCAGUUAUAACCGCUGAAAUCGACAAUAAUACCAGUAUGGAAUUUGCUCGGAAAGUCAAAUCUCGCAUUGAAAAGACAACACUGGGAGAAAUUUCCUCAUAUAUUGAAGAAGUUUACAAGCCAAAUGAUUGUUUUCUCGUUGUGAAGCUCGACCUUUAUCGUAUAAAAGUUUUGGGAUUAGAAAUUAACGUUGAUACCAUCCGUUACUCCAUUUGCACCUCCAAAUUACGUGUGAAGCCUGCCUUAGUAGACGUUGUUGGUUCUUCAGUACUUAUAGUACGAAUUGAUAGCAGCAAACAUGGCAGCGCCUUGAAUGCUGAGCUUCAACGUUUAACUGCUUCUAUUCAAAAUGUUGUGGUCGCCGGUCUUUCAAAUAUAUCACGUGCAGUGAUUGCUGUGGAUGAUACAGUUUCCCCUCAUACAUACAAACUUUGCAUUGAGGGGGCCGGACUCAGAGAUGUUAUGGCUACUUAUGGCGUUGUCGGUUCAAAGACAAAAAGCAACAAUAUUUGGGAGGUUUAUAAUACUUUAGGAAUAGAAGCAGCCCGUACAACGAUUAUGACUGAGAUUACUGAUGUCAUGGAAGGUCAUGGUAUGACCGUGGAUCAUCGUCAUAUAAUGUUGCUGGCAAGUCAAAUGACUAGUCGUGGAGAGGUUUUGGGUAUCACCCGACAUGGCUUAGCAAAAAUGAGGGAGAGCGUCUUUAAUUUAGCAUCGUUUGAGAAGACUGCUGAUCACCUUUUUGAUGCUGCAUACUACGGUCAAACUGAUGCUGUUGAUGGAGUUUCAGAAAGAAUUAUUUUGGGUAUGCCAGCCGCUAUUGGAACGGGCCUUUUCAAACUCGUACAUAAUCAUAAAGAUACACACCUGCUGCCUUCGGUGUUACCUCUAUUCAAAAUAUCAGCCCUAGGAUAAAUACUAGUUUACUGUUUUUUUUUUGACAUUGUAAUUUUAUUUAAUUAAUUAAUUUUUUAUUUCAACUUAAAGAAUAAAUUAAACACCGUA